Molecule: messenger RNA, 2438 nt
Organism: Amborella trichopoda
Lineage: Eukaryota; Viridiplantae; Streptophyta; Magnoliopsida; Amborellales; Amborellaceae
Product: transmembrane 9 superfamily member 9
Biological process (GO): protein localization to membrane
Cellular component (GO): membrane
Source: RefSeq, a predicted model, not a curated record
CCCAUUUUUAAUCGCAAUCUCGAGCUUGCGGUUUCGUGCCUCUCUCUUCUCCCUCCCUCUCUAAAACACUCUCCUCUGUCUAUAAGUAAAGCCAUGGCUCUUCUCUUCUGGUUUGGAUCUGGAUCUCUUCCAGUAAAGCUUAGUCGCUAAAGAUAAGCUGGAUCUUUGCCACAUUUCUCUCUCGUUUUGCCUUAAACGCGGCUAAAUUUGUCAGAUCCCUUGCCUUUUCCGGCUUAGUGAGCUUGAAGAAACCCUAAUGGAAGCUGGCCGCCCUUUGGUGCCACAAAUGUGGCUCUUUUUCUUCGUGCUUUUGUUCUUUAAUGGAAACUGCUUCUAUCUACCUGGUGUUGCGCCUGAGGACUUUGAAAAGGGUAGCUUUCUGAAUGUGAAAGUGAACAAGCUGACCUCAACAAAGACGCAGCUUCCAUAUUCAUAUUAUUCUCUGCCUUACUGUCAUCCUGAGAAGAUCACCGAUAGUGCUGAGAAUCUUGGGGAAGUUCUCCGCGGUGAUCGCAUUGAAAACUCCCCAUAUGUGUUUCAAAUGAGGAUUCCACAGAUGUGCAAUGCGGUUUGUAAGAUAACUCUUGAUGCAAAGGCUGCAAAGGAUUUCAUUGAGAAAAUAGAUGAGGAGUACCGGGUGAACAUGAUCCUUGAUAAUCUUCCUCUGGUUGUUCCUGUUAAACGAUCUGAACUGGACACAACAAUUUACCAACAUGGUUUCCAUGUUGGCUUCAAAGGCCGAUAUGCUGGGAGUACAGAAGAGCGGUACUUUAUCCACAACCAUCUAUCGUUUGUUGUCAAGUAUCACAGUGAUCUUGAGGCAAGCACUGCUAGAAUUGUUGGAUUUGAGGUCAAGCCAUACAGUGUCAAGCAUGAUUAUGAAGGUGAAUGGUCUGAGAAGACCCGUUUGUCGACUUGUGACCCACAUGCUAAACAUACGGUUACCGGGUCCGAUGCUCCUCAAGAAGUUGAGGAGAACAAGGAAAUGCUAUUUACGUAUGAUGUCGCUUUUGAGUCAAGUGAGGUGAAGUGGGCAUCUCGAUGGGACACAUACCUUCUUAUGACUGAUGAUCAAAUCCAUUGGUUCUCCAUUGUGAACUCCCUCAUGAUUGUCCUCUUCCUCUCAGGCAUGGUGGCCAUGAUCAUGAUGCGAACCCUCUAUCGAGAUAUUUCAAAAUACAACCAACUCGAGACCCAAGAAGAAGCUCAAGAAGAAACUGGCUGGAAACUGGUCCAUGGCGAUGUGUUUAGACCCCCAAGCAAUUCCGACAUCCUCUGUGUCUAUGCAGGCACAGGGGUCCAAUUCUUUGGCAUGAUCCUUGUAACCAUGAUCUUUGCGAUGUUGGGUUUUCUCUCUCCAUCAAACCGAGGUGGCCUAAUGACUGCUAUGCUUCUCCUUUGGGUCUUCAUGGGGCUCUUUGCUGGAUACGCCUCAGCACGCCUCUACAAAAUGUUCAAAGGCACUGAAUGGAGACAGAUAACCCUAAAGACUGCCUUCACUUUUCCUGGUAUUGUCUUCGCCAUAUUCUUUGUUUUGAAUGCCCUCAUUUGGGGUGAGAAGUCCUCUGGCGCUGUCCCUUUUGGCACCAUGUUUGCCCUAGUUUUUCUUUGGUUUGGCAUCUCGGUUCCACUAGUUUUCGUUGGAAGCUACAUUGGUUUCAAGAAACCUGCAAUUGAAGACCCUGUUAAGACCAAUAAGAUACCUCGACAAAUACCUGAACAAGCUUGGUACAUGAACCCUGCCUUCUCGAUCCUUAUAGGAGGGAUCCUUCCUUUUGGGGCAGUCUUUAUCGAGCUCUUCUUUAUCUUGACCUCUAUUUGGCUCCACCAAUUCUACUAUAUCUUUGGCUUCCUCUUCGUGGUCUUCCUAAUACUCCUCGUCACUUGUGCUGAGAUAACCAUCGUGCUAUGCUAUUUCCAGCUCUGCAGUGAGGACUAUCUAUGGUGGUGGAGGUCUUACUUGACAUCGGGUUCUUCAGCUCUCUAUCUCUUCCUCUAUGCUGCUUUCUACUUCUUUACGAAGCUUGAAAUCACGAAGCCAGUGUCUGGGUUGCUCUACUUUGGAUACAUGCUCAUAGUCUCAUAUGCUUUCUUUGUGCUUACUGGCACGAUUGGGUUCUAUGCAUGCUUCUGGUUCACCAGACUCAUAUACUCAUCAGUGAAGAUAGACUGAUGAGUGUGUAUUUGUGCUUUAGUGGAGAGAGUGGCUUAGCUAAGAAGGUAAAGUUAACCGAGCAUUUUUGGGUUCGGUUUUGGGUUUGGUUAGGGCUCUUCGAUUCGGUUAGCAGCAAUUGUUUAGACCUCAAUGAUUUUGUAGUAAUUGUACCUUUUCUUUCUCUCUUUUUCUUUUGUGUUUUUUUCCGUUCGAAUUUCUUUAUUGGAUUGAUGAAGAGGUGCAGUGAAUUGCUUACGAUGAAUUGUCCUUAUAUUUGCUCAAA